This is a messenger RNA of Dissoconium aciculare CBS 342.82, 708 nucleotides long. RefSeq names its product DUF757-domain-containing protein. The transcript has 4 exons. The record is from RefSeq and is a predicted model, not a curated record. Gene Ontology annotation, cellular component: cytoplasm. Lineage: Eukaryota; Fungi; Ascomycota; Dothideomycetes; Mycosphaerellales; Dissoconiaceae. Bases 173 to 643 code for a protein of 156 amino acids.
CAUCAUUCUGCACAACGUGAUCGCGUGAACAUUCGCGACGGAGUGGUCGGCUUUUAGCACACAUCAAUUUCUUCUUUACACAUUGAGGCCCAAGUGAACCGCGAAGUGGCGGCGAUUGUCAACAGCAUUUUCCACUUCAUUCUUCUCAGAUAACAGACACAACACCAUCGCCAUGUCGCUCUCUGCGCCGGGCGGGCCGAUCAACCCCGAUUACACGGAAAACUUCGAGGAUAUUGAGAAGCAAUUCGCGGUGAAAGUCGUCGAGCACAUGGAGAUUUACUGGUCGCUACUCGAAAACUUCCAAGGAUCGAAACUCAAAUUGACCAAAUAUGACGACGAGAUCCUCGAGCAUUUCCAGCGAGAGUUCCCCGACUUCGAUCUCAAGGCCACCAUCAAUGAGAACGACAUGAAGAGCAAAGAGGGCAAGGAGCACUGGCGCAAAUUCAUCAUGGCGUAUGAGAAGCGCAUCGAGGACUACAACUUUGGCGCCAUGAUCCGGGCCAACGCAGCGACGGAGUAUGGUCAAGAUGAGGUCAUCUUUGCUGUGCGCAUGCAAUUCUACGCCAUCGAAAUUGCACGAAACCGCGCCGGUCUGAACGAUUGGGUAUUUGAGAAGAAGCAUGGCAAGCAGGCGUCAAGUUGAAGGCGGGUGCGUGAAUUGAUGACGCUGAUGGACCCAUGGAUGCUGGCGUCUGGCGCCGAGGGCGG